CUCCUCCAUUUCUAUCACCACGUUCACCACCACCACCAAAUCUCGUUUCUGUAACACAAAACAACCUCUUCCUUCAUUUUCAUCUUCUUCGUGAGGAGGUAGAAGAUUCAUUUCUUUUCUGAUUUAACUUGUUUCAGUUUUUUCCACCAUGGCAACACAAGUUUUGCAGCCACAGGACUGUUUAACCGAACGGUUCAGAGCUUCUCCGGCGACAAGUUCCCGCCGGGGUAACAACUGUAGAAGUUAUUACUACAACAACAACAACAAUCAUGCUGCGGCGGCGAGAUCUUCUUCCUCUUCUUCUUCUUCUUCUUACUACAGGAAGCAAGUUACCCGACCCGACCAGAAGAAGCGGGUUCACGUGAGUUCCGGCCAGUUAGAGCAAUCAAACUGUGGUACGGUCUCGAAGAGAUCUAGUUCUGAUGAUUCUAAGGUGGGGAGGAGCAACGGAUUGGGUUCGGAGAAGGUGACGAUUCUCCGGAGGGGCAAGUCGCUGGACUCGGCGCCGGUGAAGAGCGACAUCAUGUACGCUGGAUCUGCGUGUGCGAUGUCUCCGGCGCCGAGCGCGCUUCCUCUGCCAUCUUUUUCGACGAGGAAGCAGUCGCCGGCGGCGUUUGAUGACUCUGCGACGCGAGAUCUGAGGCGUUUGUUGCGUCUUGAAUGACGUAGAAUAAACUCUUGUACUUACUUUUUCUAUCAAGCCCCUCCCGGGUUCAAGUUCUGACCCGACCGUGAUUAUUUUUUUAAAACGGAAAGGGUGGAUCUGAACUAGGGGAGAAAAGCUUGGAGUAGCGUAAGGUAUGAAGUAUGAACGAACCAUGUGAAGUUGUGAUGUUAUUUGUUUAGGUUUAAGUUUAAAUUAUAAUUAGGGUUGUUACUUGUUACUACUACUAGUUAGUUAAUGGAAAAGAAGAAGAGGGAGAAGCAGAUUGUGAAUUAGGUGAUUUGGGUUUCUGGGUUUCGGCUCUGGUGUGAAAUUGCUAGCUCCUUGUACACUGUUUGACUGUUUGUAAAGUGAUUACUACUCUUAUGAAGAUAUUAAUUUUAGUGGAUUUCAUGAAAUUUUCUUUUUUCA
Messenger RNA from Lotus japonicus, 1075 nucleotides. RefSeq lists its product as uncharacterized. NCBI's taxonomy places the organism in Eukaryota, Viridiplantae, Streptophyta, Magnoliopsida, Fabales, Fabaceae. Bases 149 to 664 code for a protein of 171 amino acids. The transcript has a single exon. The record is from RefSeq and is a predicted model, not a curated record.